AUGACAGGAAGGAACGAUAUCUUCAUACUGAUGAAGAGGAUGAACGCUGCUCUGACAGCUGAUGCUCUUCAUCAUCAUACACCUCAGAGUCCAGAAACCCAGAGAGCAGCAACUCAGGGACCAGAAACAGAGACCAGCAACUCAGAGACCAGCAACUCAGAGACCAGAAACUCAGAGACCAGAAACCCAAAGACCAGCACCUCAGAGUCCAGAAACCCAGAGAGCAGCAACUCAGGGACCAGAAACUCAGAGACCAGCAACUCAGAGACCAGAAACAGAGACCAGCAACUCAGAGACCAGCAACUCAGAGACCAGAAACCCAAAGACCAGCACCUCAGAGUCCAGAAACCCAAAGACCAGAAACUCAGAGUCCAGAAACCCAGAGAGCAGCAACUCAGAGUCCGGAAACCCAGAGAGCAACAACUCAGGGACCAGAAACAGAGACCAGCAACUCAGAGACCAGCAACUCAGAGACCAGAAACUCAGAGACCAGAAACCCAGAGAGCAGCAACUCAGGGACCAGAUACCCAGAGAGCAGCAACUCAGGGACCAGAAACUCAGAGAGCAGCAACUCAGAGACCAGAAACAGAGACCAGCAACUCAGAGACCAGCAACUCAGAGACCACAAACAGAGACCAGCAACUCAGAGACCAGCAACUCAGGGACCAGAAACCCAAAGACCAGAAACAAAGACCAGCAACUCAGAGACCAGAAACAGAGAGCAGCAACUCAGGGACCAGCAAUUCAGAGACCACAAACAGAGACCAGCAACUCAGAGACCAGCAACUCAGAGACCACAAACAGAGACCAGCAACUCAGAGACCAGAAACUCAGAGACCAGCAACUCAGAGACCAGAAACAGAGACCAGCAACUCAGAGACCAGCAACUCAGAGACCACAAACAGAGACCAGCAACUCAGAGACCAGCAACUCAGAGACCAGAAACAGAGAUCAGCAACUCAGAGACCAGAAACAGAGACCAGCAACUCAGAGACCAGCAACUCAGAGUCCAGAAACCCAGAGAGCAGCAACUCAGGGACCAGAUACCCAGAGAGCAGCAACUCAGGGACCAGAAACUCAGAGACCAGCAACUCAGAGACCAGAAACAGAGACCAGCAACUCAGAGACCAGCAACUCAGAGACCACAAACAGAGACCAGCAACUCAGAGACCAGCAACUCAGGGACCAGAAACCCAAAGACCAGAAACAGAGACCAGCAACUCAGAGACCAGAAACAGAGAGCAGCAACUCAGGGACCAGCAAUUCAGAGACCAGCAACUCAGAGACCACAAACAGAGACCAGCAACUCAGAGACCAGCAACUCAGAGACCAGCAACUCAGGGACCAGAAACCCAAAGACCAGCAAUUCAGAGACCAGAAACAGAGAGCAGCAACUCAGGGACCAGCAAUUCAGAGACCAGAAACAGAGAGCAGCAACUCAGUGACCAGAAACAGAGACCAGCAACUCAGAGUCCAGAAACAGAGAGCAGCAACUCAGGGACCAGCAAUUCAGAGAGCAGCAACUCAGAGUGUCAUGGUCUGGGCCGGCACCCGACGGCCAAAAGAAAGAAAAACCAGAACAGGGAGGGCGGAGGGGGCCCAGGACGGAGGGACGAAGUCCAAAACAAAGACAGUUCAGGUCCGGUGGGCGGCCGCGAGGAAGACGGCGGCGACAACGUCCAGAACGUGGCUUGGGCGACGGCGUGGCAGCCGCAGGACCGGGUGAGGCUAACGCAGAGGCAGAAGCUGAAGCCGGCGAAGCAGAAGCUGAAGCCGAGGCUGGACCAGGCGAAGCAGAAGAUGAAGCCGGCGAGGCUAACGCAGAGGCAGAAGCUGAAGCCGGCGAAGCAGAAGCUGAAGCCGAGGCUGGACCAGGCGACAGCAUGGGAGCCGGCGGUGACGGAGCAACAGCUGCAGAGUCAGCAGGCGUGGAAGCCUCUGGCUGGAGACAGGCAGGGCCAGCGGGCGCGGAAGCCCCUGGCUGAGGAGCGGCCGGGCCAGCGGGCGCGGAAACCCCUGGCUGAGGAGCGGCCGGGCCAGCGGGCGCGGAAACCCCUGGCUGAGGAGCAGGAGAGCUCACAGCUGGCUCUGGAUGCUGUGGCUGCAGGUCCGGGAACAGAACAGGAUGGUGGAUGA
This is a messenger RNA of Pelmatolapia mariae (spotted tilapia), 2136 nucleotides long. RefSeq names its product trichohyalin-like. The coding region runs from base 1 to 2136 and encodes 711 amino acids. The transcript is spliced from 4 exons. Lineage: Eukaryota; Metazoa; Chordata; Actinopteri; Cichliformes; Cichlidae. The record is from RefSeq and is a predicted model, not a curated record.